Apis cerana (Asiatic honeybee) is the source of this 3360-nucleotide messenger RNA. Its product is annotated as ATPase family gene 2 protein homolog A. The record is from RefSeq and is a predicted model, not a curated record. Gene Ontology annotation, cellular component: cytoplasm. Lineage: Eukaryota; Metazoa; Arthropoda; Insecta; Hymenoptera; Apidae. Gene Ontology annotation, molecular function: ATP binding; ATP hydrolysis activity.
UUUAUUAUUUUAGUCUCGUGUUCAUAUUGCUAACACGUGUAUCGUAGAUUUGAAAUAUUUGAUUAGAAAUAUUUUUACAGAAUUUUAUAAUUUACAUCUAUUUUGAUAUUAAAAAUUACGAAUUAAAAACAUUUAUAUACAUUCAUAUACAUUUAAAAAAAACAAUGACUUCAAAAGUAAAAGAAAGUGGGAGAAAAAGUCUUUCUUCUUGGAUGACAUGUGAAAUAUGUCAGAGUAUUUUAUCACAAAAAGAUUUAACAAUACAUCACACUAAUUGUCCACCUAAUUUUGAAACCUGGAAUCAUGAUUUCAUUUAUAAUAAUGUAUUAUAUAGUACUGUAGAAACAUAUAAUUCAUUAGAACAGCCAAAAAAUAUACAUGUAAGGGCGCUUGAUGACAUGGUAUUUAUAUCACAAUCUGCUUUGCAAUUAUGUGAAAUUGCAAUAGGAGAUUCUGUCCUUGUAACUGUUGGAGAAAACAAAGUUGUUAAAACUGCAUGGCCAACUAAAGAUAAAAGUUUAACCAGUGUUUCAAUAACAAAACACGCAAUAGAAUUAAAUAAUCUUCGAGGUUUAGUCAAGAUCCAAAAAUUAGAUUGUCUUAUUAAUGGUGCUAAGGAAUUUAUAAUUUGUAAUGUUGGAAAACACACAUUGCCAGAAGUAAAUAUAGAACUUAACAUAAUACUUAAAAAUUAUAAUGAACAAAAAAUAUUUGCUGUAGGUAAUAAAUUCAGUAUACCUUUUUAUGGCAAAAAAUUAAUUUAUAAGAUUAUCAAAAUUAUAUCAGAUAAUUGUGGAGAAAAUAUUAAUUUGCCUCAACAGUUUAAACAAUUGAAUUUUGCUGAUCAAAUACAUGAUAUCAAAUUUUAUAAAGCAUUUUAUAAUACAAAAUGGACAAUUUUAAAUGAAGAACAAAAUAAGAAACAGGAAGAAUACAAGAAAAUUAUAUAUAAAAUACAAGACAUUGGAGGAUAUGACAAAGUAAUAGAAGAUAUCAAAGAUGUUCUUGAUAUUGGUCUUGGUAAAUCUCGAAAUCUUGGUGAUUUUUACAUUAGUAAAGGAAUAUUAUUAUAUGGUACUGCUGGUGUCGGUAAAUCAAUUAUUUCUAAUGCUUUAAUAUCAGAAUAUGACAUCAAUUCCGUUACUAUUUAUAGUUCAGAUAUAUAUAGUAAAUCUCUAGGAGAGACAGAAAAAAAAUUGCAAGAUAUUUUCAUGGAAGCCAAAGCUAAAGCUCCAAGUAUUAUUUUGAUAGAGGAAAUUGAUAGUUUAUGUCCUAAACGAAGCACUUCAAGUACAGAUCAUGAAAGAAGAGUACUUUCACAAUUGAUUACACUUUUUGAUGAUAUACAAAAUACAAAUAAUAAUGUAGUUAUACUUGCUACAACUUCAAAAUUAGAUUUCGUAGAUAGUUCUCUUAGAAGACCUGGUAGAAUAGACAAAGAAUUCGAAAUUUAUGUACCUACUCCCAGUAUGCGUGCGGAUAUAUUUAAAAAAAUGUUAUCAAAAAUACCAAAUACUUUAUCUUUAGAAGAUAUACAAAAUAUUGCAUUUGUCACUCAUGGUUUUGUUGGCGCCGACUUAUAUGGUUUAUGUUCUCAAGCAAUUUUAAAUGUUGUAAAGCGUCAACCAAAAACAAAUGUUGCUACUGAUUUUUCGACUGAUUUUUCGAAAGUAACUAUAUCAGAUUUUAAUCGUGCAUUGACUGUUAUAAAACCAUCAGCUAUGAAAGAAGUUUUAAUAGAAGUACCAAAUGUUCGAUGGUCAGAUAUAGGAGGACAAAAAGAUUUAAAAUUAAAAUUAAAACAAGCUAUUGAAUGGCCAUUAUGUCAUCCUGAAGUAUUUUUCAGAAUGGGUAUAACUCCACCUAAAGGUGUUUUGAUGUUUGGACCACCAGGUUGUUCUAAAACAAUGGUCGCAAAAGCUCUUGCAACAGAAAGCAAAGUAAAUUUUUUAAAUAUAAAGGGACCAGAAUUAUUUUCAAAAUGGGUUGGUGAAUCUGAAAAAGCUGUAAGAGAAGUAUUUCGAAAAGCAAGACAAGUUUCACCUUCCAUAAUAUUUAUUGAUGAAAUUGAUGCAUUAGGAGGAGAACGAAGUUCUUCCGUAACUACGGGAAGUAAUGUACAAGAACGUGUUUUAGCACAAUUAUUAACAGAACUCGAUGGGGUCACUGCAUUGGGCAGUGUUACUUUAGUAGCAGCAACUAAUCGACCUGAUAAAAUUGAUAAAGCACUUCUUCGACCAGGUCGUUUAGAUAGGAUAAUAUAUGUGCCAUUACCUGAUUAUGAAACAAGACAAGAAAUUUUUGAUAUAAAAUUAAGAAACAUGCCAAUCGCGGAAGAUGUACACAUUCAAGAUCUAGUAGAUCAUACAGAAGGAUAUUCUGGAGCAGAAAUCCAAGCAAUUUGUCAUGAAGCAGCUAUCAAAGCACUUGAGGAAGAUUUAAAUGCUACUAUAAUUACUAAGGAACAUUUUAAAGCAGCAUUAACCAUAAUUACUCCUAGAACUCCACCAUCUUUAAUAAAUUUAUAUAAUGAUUAUAUAAAUAAAAUAUAUUGACAUUACAAACAAUUUGUUUCAAUAUAAUUGAAUUUGUCUAUUUUAGUAAGAUUAUUAAUUAUCUAUCUAUAUUCUUCUAUUAUUUUAAUAUCAAACUUCAGGUUUUCGGAAAUUAACAAAAUUUAUAAGUUGUAUAAUUAUAUUAUCAAAUGUCAGUAAUCGUAAAAUGUAUACGACCUUAUGGUAAAAAAGAGUUAAAACAGAUAAUUGAGAGGUAUGGUAGUCUUAUGACUUGAUAAAUACAAUGCAUGAUUACUUUGAAUAUUAUUAAGUUUAUAUAUAUGUAGUUGCGGUUGCUGCCCACCAAUGGAUCCACAAUGUCCACCAUUAUGCUCUACAUCGUGUCCACCUCAACCAAUUUGUACCUAUACAUGCCCUCCAAUCAAAUUGGAACCAAAUAAUUGUUGCCCAUCUAUGCCAAUCACCAGUAUGCCAUGUCCUUCUGAACCGCCACUUUUACCUUGCGCCCCACGCUCUUUCGUUUGUCCGCCCUGCACAGGUCGUCCAUGUAUUACUUGUGCACCUUUACCUAAACCAGUUCCUGCACCUUUUGAAGUCGGACCUGUUUAUAGAGCACCAGUUACCACUGGUGGAUUAUUCUAUAUGGGAACAAUUAGAUGUUAUCCUUGCUUAUCAUAUGCUUGUUGAAUUAUACCAACUUCUAUCAUAUGUCUGUUAUAUAAUAAAUUCAUAAAGAAAAUAUAUUUAUCACUUAGGUUUAACUUAUUGUUUAAUUUGAAUUUUUUAUUAAUUAUAAAUAUCUGUACACAUUUUAUAUUUAAAUAUAAAACAAAUGUCAUUACAA